CCUGCAGGGUUUUAACGUUCGUCCCUUGCCAACCCAAACAGAGAAAGCUAGGGCUUUGUUCAUCUUCGUCCGUAGGAGGAAGAAUCAACUUAAAAGGAGAGAGAGAGAGAAUUAGGUUUUUAUUGGGUUUCCAGAGAGAGAGAGAAUUCAGGGUUUUUGUUGGGUAUUCAGAAAGAGGGUGGGGAUGUUGUACAUAAUUGGUCUGGGGCUGGGAAACGAGAAAGACAUCACCUUGAGAGGUCUUGAAGCAGUGAAGAACUGCAGUAAAGUGUACAUAGAGUCCUACACUUCUCUCCUCUCUUUUGGUCUCUCCUCUGAUGGCCUCUCCACUCUGGAAAAACUGUAUGGGAAGCCGGUAACGCUGGCAGAUAGAGAAACUGUGGAGGAAAAGGCAGAUGCUAUACUGGCAGAAGCCCAAGAGUCUGAUGUUGCUUUUCUUGUUGUUGGUGAUCCUUUUGGAGCUACAACACACACUGAUCUUGUUGUUCGAGCGAAGAAACUAGGGGUGGAUGUCAAGGUGGUACAUAAUGCAUCAGUUAUGAAUGCAGUUGGAGUUUGUGGUCUACAACUCUACCGCUAUGGGGAGACAGUUUCCAUACCAUUCUUUACGGAAACAUGGAGGCCCAGAAGCUUUUAUGAGAAGAUUCAAAGAAAUCGCGCGCUUGGAUUGCACACUCUAUGCUUAUUAGAUAUACGAGUGAAGGAGCCCUCGCUGGAAUCUUUAUGCAGAGGAAGAAAGGAGUAUGAGCCACCGAGGUACAUGACGAUAGGAACUGCAAUUGAGCAGCUCCUGGAGGUGGAACAAAUGUGUGGAGAGUCUGCAUACAAAGAAGACACUCUUUGUGUUGGUUUUGCCCGAUUGGGAAGUGAAGAUCAGAUGGUUGUUGCUGGAUCGAUGAAGCAACUGCUCACCAUAGAUUUUGGGGCACCUUUACAUUGUCUUGUUAUAGUAGGUGAAACUCAUCCGGUGGAAGAAGAAAUGCUGGGUUUUUAUACACUUGGAGGAGGAAACUAGUCAAGGACUGCAUUGUUUUCUGUCCGACAGCGAUUGACUUCUUCAUAACUUCAUUGUUGUAUUGUUUUCCCUUGUCGGAAAUCGAUUCUUCUCCGCUUAUGUAUGAAUGACUAGUUUCCUGAUAUUCCAGUGUCCACCAAAGAGUUGUUAUCGUAUGAAUGACUAGUUUCCUGAUAUUCCA
This is a messenger RNA of Rhododendron vialii, 1196 nucleotides long. Its product is annotated as probable diphthine methyl ester synthase. Lineage: Eukaryota; Viridiplantae; Streptophyta; Magnoliopsida; Ericales; Ericaceae. The transcript is spliced from 6 exons. Gene Ontology annotation, biological process: protein histidyl modification to diphthamide. Bases 185 to 1015 code for a protein of 276 amino acids. Gene Ontology annotation, molecular function: diphthine synthase activity. The record is from RefSeq and is a predicted model, not a curated record.